AUUCUGGAUCUCGUCUCGAUGUACCAUAAACAAAAAUGUCAGCGAUCCCGAUUUUUUGUUUCUCACUGCAUACUCCUCGUUAUAGUUUAAUUAGAUCACUCGGAUGAUAUAAAUUAACGUUAGACGCUUUCUCCGAAGGUGUCGUCUGGCUCGAACGGCAUGCGUUCGGUAUAAUUUCGGCCAUAAUAAACGUGCGUUCUGUAUGCUUCGCGCCUGUCUACACCCGAUCUAUCUUAUUGUUUAUGUAUGGAGACUGAACCUGGAAUUUUUAUAGCGUUUCGUGAAAUAGUUAAGUUUUAAUUGUGUAUCUGGAUAGAAUCGUAGGCGAGGACCGGUGCGUGUAGGGCGCGCGUCUACCGCCAAGGUUCUUUGGGAUCUCUAUUUAUAUGAACCCGAUAGUUUACUGCAGCAUAAUGACAUUCUCGUAAUGAAGUGCCGUGCAGUGAAUUUGUGGGACAUGUGCCAAUUAUUGCGCCCGUGACGAAAGGGACGGAUCGUAACGUAGUUGUAUGUAUACAGAGUACAGUGUUUACUUGUGCUUAGGACCUACAAUUCAUUGUUGUCUAACCUAUGUUACAUCAACUGGAGCAAUACAAAGUGUGAUGUUAAGAAAAGUAUGUGUUGCACUGGAUCUGGGUUGAAUCUAUUGCCAAUAACUAAUUAUACCCACGCUCAGGAUCUUGAGGCAAGUUUUGAGAGGCUCGUUAUAUUGAGUGUCACUUAAAGUCCAUCAAAAAUUCAAGUUGGCGAAGGCACGUAGGGGUAUGAUCAAGGAGAAGGAGAAAGGCGGGGGUGCCCGUCUUAAAGAUGAACCCAACGACCCAGCGGAACCUGGGCACGGAUCGCGUCCACCUUCGGCCUCUUUACCGACCCCGGCGGCGCUAAAGAAGGAGCCCGACGAGCCGGCGCACCGGGUCAAGAUGGAGCCCCACAGCCAGGGCGAGGACUCCGGCGCUGACCUCGGCGUGGACGGCAUCAAGACUGAGAUCGACGGCCUCAUGGAUAGUGACGGCGAUCCCACUAAGUCCCCACAGUGUGAGCUGGGCGGCCCCGGAUCCCUGAAAUCGGAGCGACUCUCCUCCGACUCUAAUGACAUUAUUGACCCACAGACUGGGCUAAGAGGCUCCACAGGGAACCUACAGGAUGGUAAUCCAAAUUGCCGUAACCCAAACGGACCCGAGAGCAUGGGUUCGUGCCGUAUGGGCAAUACGGGUCCAAUGGGCCCCGGCGUGUCCAUGGGACCCAUGUCCAGCGAAGCGCAGACCUUGCCCUCAAACGUCAUCAGCAAGCAAUCUGGGAGUAUGGAGCAGAGUCAGAUCUUCGUUUUCUCCACGAUGCUGGCAAACAAAGGCGCUGAGGCUGUCAUCUCUGGUCAGCACCACUCCAUCAUUGCGUACCACUGCGCACAGCCCGCUACUAAGAAGUAUCUGGAGAAACAUCCCUUAAAAAUAGGCCAGUUCAAUAAACAAAACCCCGCCCAAUGGCUCAACAACCUCGCCAUGGCGAAAAGUCGCGCCGGAAUGCGCGGCGGGCCCAAUAUGAUGGGUGGGCCCAACCAGAUGGGUCACAUGAUGGGUGGACCGAUGGGACCCAACAUGGGGCCAAUGGGACAUGGCGGCAUGGGGCAUAUGGGACCCAACAUGAUGGGCCCCAGCCGCAUGGGUGGACCCGGCAAUCAGAUGAUGAUGAUGAAAGGCGGACCUGGACCGAUGGGGCAAAUGGGUCCGGGGAUGGGACCGAUGGAUGGGUUUCCAGGGGGCACCCCGUCCUGUGGUGUCAUGGACGGCCUCGGUGCUGAUGGUGAAAUGCCCUGGGACACCAAAAACCCCUCCGUAAUGUCGAACGGCAUGGCGAACGGUCCCACUCAGAUGCCUCCGUGCUCUGAGGCGGGAGACAGUUCCGGUGACAGCAACAUGCCGUGUCAGCCCGGACCAAAAGUUUCCUCCGCAGGUGUGAAGAUACCCGACGAGAAUCUCACGCCGCAGCAAAGGGCGCAUCGUGAGGAACAGCUGGCGACCAUACGGAAGAUGCAGCAAAUACUGUUCCCGGAAAGUGGGUCGAACCCCAACCAGCCGGGAGAUGGAUCACAGCCCCCCUCCGACAUUAACCCACCCAACUCAAGCGCCAACAUGAACAUGUCCUUCCCUCCUAUGUCGGCACACGGACCGAUGGGCUCUGGACCUAAUGGCCCUAUGGUGUCAAUGCCGAGUAGCAUGAACAGUGGACCGAGUUGUACUAUGUCCGGGCCAAUGGGACCAAAUGGGCCGAUGGGUGGUGGACCAAUGGGUCCAGGUGGUCCGAUGGGACCUAAUGGUCCAAUGGGUGGUCCAAUGGGAAACAUGGGUCCGGGUAUGGGUAUGGGUGGGCAUGGCUCAAUGGGACCUAAUGGCAUGAUGGGCCCGAAUGGACCGAUGAUGUCAGGGAUGGGGCCCAAUGGACCCAUGGGGCCGAUGGGACCCUGUGGCAUGAAAGGCAUAAGGGGACCGUGCGGAGGGCCUGAUAUGAAAACUGGAAUGUGUACAGAUAUGCAUAUGGGUAGAGGAUGCGGAGGACCUAUGGGACGUAUGCCCAAUCCCAUGGGUGGUAUGGGAGGCCCUAAACCUUGCAUGAUGGGCCCUCACAUGGGCCCUAGGAUGAUGCCUGGACCAAACAUCAAUGCAAUGAACGGUGGUAUAAUGAUGGAGGGCGGUAUGAUGGGCGCCAUGGUGCACGGAGACUGCGGGCCCGAGCACCAGCAUCCGCACCAUGGGAUGCCCAUGAACGGGCCCAUGUGCGACGAGUAUGGGCGUGGAAGGAGCAUGGGUCCAGGUGACCCGGGUGGGUUGGGCCCCGGGCUGGGUCCGGGUUUGGGUCACAAGUCGUCGCGUAGCCCCAAAUCACCGCCCUCUGACAUCGACUGGCAGAAGUUGCAUCACCACUUCUUUGACGAGAACAAGAAUAUGGACACAGAUAUGAGUACCCAAGUGAAGUCACCGUGUUCAGAACGGGGCGGUUGUCUUCCGCCGCCGCCCUACGGCGCUUCGCCCCUGCACCGCUCCGCCUCCGUGCCUAUAGCAACACAAUCACCAUCGCACGGCGGUGGUGUACAAAUGCCCAUGUCAGCGGAGGCAUCCAGGGCCGGAUCCGCCCUAAGCAGUCCAGCGCACUGCAAACAGAAAUCCGACGCACCAGAGAUACUAGAGAAGUUGGACGAUGGCGUGUUCGUGCGCACACUCCAAUGUUUGGCGGCGCAGCAACAGAAGAACCAACAGGGCGGGAAUCACUCAAAGGAACCGAGUUUGAUGCCCGUGCCGUCACCGCAACAGAUAUCGUAUCUCAACCAAUUCGAAGGUCAAGAGUUAACGAUACAGAAGCAGCCAAAUACAUCGUUGAAGGACAAUGGGCCUCCGUCGAACAGUGGGCAGAAUUCACAGUCGAGUUCCAAUCAGAAAUCUCCUGCGGGUAUGAUGCCGGGCACGCCGGAGCCGCACUCGUCGCUGUCCGAGCAGCGCUCGGGGCGGUUCUCGAUGGAGCAGAGUCCAGGGUUCAUCAACCCGCAGACACCCACGUCCGCCGCCUCCACGUCCAGCACCAAGCAGGACGAGAAAUCCCGACCGAGCCCAUCGUCAAACAGAUCGAGUCAAGACAGCGCAUCAAAAACGCCACAACGAGAGGGUAGGGAGGGGCGAGAGGGGCCAUCACUCAGUCAGGGUCCGUACGCGCCGUCUUCCACCGCCAAGAGCAGCUGCAGUGUCGUGUCCACCCAAUCACACCCUGACGACACCAUGGCAUCCAACACUGAGACGACGUUAUCCGGCGGUCCAAACAGCACAAGCCUUCCGGGCCCGUUCCCCGGGCCGUGCAGUAUGAACAGGCCGGACAACAUCCCGAUCAACCCCAACCAGGGCCCCAACGGGCCCAUGGGCACGUCCACGUCCUCCUUCGACCCCAUCUCAUCGCUCGCGCAGAUGUCUCAACAGCUGACCAACACGGUGGGCGGCGGGGGCCCCGGCCCGGGCGGACCCAUGGGGCCCAACGGCGGCGGAAUGGGCCCGUUCGGCUCGGGGCCCCACCACAUGCAACACCACCAUUCGAUGCAUCCGCAUGGGCAUCCGCACAUGAUGAUGAACGAUUUGGGUUGCCACAUGGACAAUAUGGGACCAGGUAUGGGCGGGCCACUGGAAGGAAUGAUGAGCGGGAACGACUUUCCGCCAGAUAUGAACCUCAGUCCGAAAAUGAGCGGCGGUCCUAUGGGCGGGCCCAUGGGGCCAAUGGGGCCCGACGCGUCCAUGAUGGGCCCCAGGAUGGGCGGACCGGGGAAGAUGCCUCCGUUCAACGGGGCUAACGUUCAAGUCAAAGCGAGCGCACCCAACACAAUACAGUAUUUACCAACGAGGCCUCAGAUGCCCUGCAACACGGGCCCCAGGGGCCCGCCGAGCCUCGACUUCUUGCAGCGAGUCACGAAUCCAAUGCAAAUGGACAGCAGUAAAGGCGGCGUGCAAUACUUCCCCGGCGCGAGGGGUAUGGACAUGGAGGGCGGCAUGCGAGGCGUCAUGAGGGCACCGGGGGGCAUGCUGAGAAUGCCGCACUACCCCGCAGGUUUCAACUCACCGCCCAAAAUGGCCGGGGAUCCGUACGGCGGGCCCGGGCCCAACCCGAUGUGCGGGCCCAACUUCAGAGGAGUCAAAGGCGGGAUGGGGCCCGGUGGGGUCAGAAUGGGGGCGGCGCAGCCUUUACCGCCGUCGAUGGGCGGGCCGGGGCCCGGUUUCAAGGGGCAGGGCUUCACGAUGCCGUCGACGGCGGACCCCAAUUACGCGGCGCAGUUUCACAAUUUCCAACAGCAGUUGUACGCGACGGGCAGCCGGGGCGCUCAACCGCACGCCGGGUACCCUCCCUACCAGCAGGGCAAGUGAUGAAAGCGCGCGCCCGCGGAGUGCGGGCCGCCCCCGCGCCGCCUGAUCGACCCCGCGGCGUGCGGCCUGACCCCACUCCGCCAGAUCGACCCCGCGGCGUGCGGCCUCUCCCCAUUCCGCCAGAUCGACCCCGACACGUUUUUAUAACACUCCGGACACCGGAAGCGUAUUCGCGAACGUACUUAAUGUAUUAAUUAUACACCAGUGUUAAAAAAAUAACGAGAGAUCAAAAUAUUUUUGUUAGUGUUUUUUUUUAGUUAGUCCGUGUAUUAAAUGUGAGAUUCACCUCUGACGGGGAAUCGCGCUCGGCCAUCGGCCGGCCGCGUGUUUUAUUAUUUUAGCGAAUGCGUAAAAGUUUGUACAAAUUGUACAAAUUUAGAUGUGUUAUCGUGUAGUCUACAUAAUUUAAAGUACAGUACUUUAAAAUCGUAAGCGUAUUUUUGCUAUGGCAAUAAAUAUAUAGGUUUUUAUCUUUUUUUUUUAUACGCAAACAUGCCAGAUUUUUCAGUGUAUCGGUUCCUUUACUUAGCUAUUUUUUUUUUUAUAAUAUGAUUCCUAUGCACACAGAUAUCUAGUCAAUUGUGAAAUUAAUGCCCGAUCCUGUGUUGAAAGCGAGUGAAACAGUUGAAUCACAAAGUUUGGUACCAGGAAUGAUACAGAAGUACACGACGCGUACAAUCGUUAUUGUCCAUCUUAGGUUUAGAUUUAUUCUUUUUUUUUUUGUUUUAGGGAAAUUGGUUUAAAUUAAUUAUUUUGGCUCCGCGGCCAGUAUAGCUCCUGGUAGUAAUUUACACUAGUAUUGUAUUUUUAGUAUGUUUUUUAUUCGUUUUGAUCUGAUAUAGCAAUGUUUUUCUGUCUUCCAUAACUUAAAGGUCUAUCCACACAUACCAGUGUUACUGUUCAAUCGGGAACGUCGAAAUAGUUUUUUUUUAAUAUAACAAAUUUACCCUUUCGUCUCCAAGUAAGAAGGUAGGGAAAGAUAUUGAGGUUUAUUGUAUAGAUUGGUAUACUUAUGCGGGAAUGCUGAACGGCUAUAAGUGUUGACAGACUGAAAAAGUGAAAACCCUGAGGUUGAUUUUCCUGAUCAAGUGGGUACUAACUGAACAAAAGACCCCUCUGAUCUUGUGACCUGAGUAUCUGAUUAGAAUCUAUACUGAUCUAAGGAUGAAUGAAUAAUUUAUUAGUUUUAUCUCUGCACGUGUUCUGCAAACUGGCAUUCGAACAGUUAUUUACAUAUCUUUUAUUGUUCAGUGUUACCAACUCUCCAAGUUAUUUUUAGUAUAUUUAUGUAACACACUUCUGAAUAUUUUUGUAAGAAUUAUGAUUUUUUGAGUUACUCAAUACAUUAUCAACAAAUUAAUACUUGACAGAAAGCAAUACAUGUGUAUGGUCUAAUUGGUCAAGCUUUUUAAAUUAAUAGAUAUUCCGUCUAGCGGCUUAAUAUGUAUUAUAUAGGAUUAUUAUAUGUAGGAACGAUUCGUCUUGUGUGUCUCAAUACAACAUUUUUAAAUAAAUUUCUUUUAAACGAGAAGUAGAUGAGUUAGUUAUGAGACACUGUAAACAAAAUUAAGUCAACUUAAGGCACUUACUCAGAGCAUAUUGUAUUCGCAAAAUUGUUUGUGGGUGAGCAAAUGUACAUACUAAAGGAUGUAUGAAAUAUAUGCAAAUUAUUUUGCAUGCCCCCAGAUGAACAGGAUCCUAGAUAUGUGUGAAUAGACCUUUAAUCUCACUUGUAAUAUAAGAGUAAGUCGUCCCAUUCUGAACUAACACAAAACUGAAAACGGCAGUUAGUCUUUUACUUUUAAACGAAAGUACUUAAAAAAAAACAAUCUGAUGCCAUAUUAUUUGCCACAUGAAUUUAGUUUUCGUGAUAUUUUUGAACUGUCUUUAUUUAAUUUAUUCAUAUCUCUGAACAAUGCCAAUAUGUUUUGUUUUUUUUUUUAAAUUACGCUACAUCUUUUUAUAGUACGUAGGGCUAUAAUAACGCUAGGCUAGUUAGCACAUUGUGGAUGUCACAGUGGCCUUUUGGAAUGCCUUUUUUUUACGAAGCGACGACCCCCGGGCACACGCGUAUAGUUUGCUCACCGAAUCUGAGAUACAUUGAGAUUAGAAUGUUGGAACAUUAGAACGCCAUGCCAUUUGACAUGCUAAACAAGCCAUCUUUCACAAAAUAUUUUUAAAUAAAGAACUUCAGUUAUGGUCAAUAUUAAAUAAUACAUAAAAAAUUAAGAUUGUCGGAAUGUUUAAAAUAAAUAAGAUUUUAGUAUUUCAAAAUUAAUCAAACAUCUUUUAACAUGAUUAAAUGAAAAAUCAUCUAUUUAAACAAACUUUUUAUUUUAUAAUUUAUAUUCCAAAAUUUAACACUGAUAACAAUUACGUUAAUUAAUAUAAUAAUCAAUAAAAAAAUACUUCAUCUUGUUUCUUUACUUUUUGAGAACAGUUUUUAAAACAUUUAAAAAAUAAGACGCCAUUUUUCUUAAAUAAUGUUUAAAUUAAUGAUGCGACGCUUCGCGUCGUAACGUGCAGCUUUAGUUUUUAGCAACACAAUACAUAUUAUGUGCCCAAUGUAGGUAUGUUAUCCAUUAGUGUAUUUAUAAAAAAAUCAAGGAGUUAAUUAAAAUUGUGACAAACUUUCAAAAAUUCGUUAUUUUAAAACAUCCUGUAUUUUUUAUCAAGUUUGUUAAUUAGUCCUAAUCUUCUUGCUUCUUAUUUUUGCAACUUCACGCGAAAUUCAAAAAAACUAUUUUGACGGUAGAAAGUAGAAACGAGGCAAUUCUUUGUUUAUGAGUACCACUUAGUACAUAAAGGUCUCAGAAAAUUAAACUUCAUAUUGCACAAAUCGAACGGCAUCUCAAAUGGUUUGGCGUGUCUAUGGCUAGCUUUAUGGUGAAUAUUUUCGUGGUAGUUAUUUCAUUCCUAAAUAUAAUCUCUAUUUUCAACCCAAUUUUUAAUUUGAAAAGAUACAUCAGUGUGCCUAUUGGGAGUUUUCAAUAUUUUCAUACUGUUACUAUCGCGUUGACGUAAACGUCAAUUUAUAUGCAAUUGAAACAGUUGUGCAGUAGUGCCACUAGAUGGCGCUAUUUCAAUUCCUUGGAAAUUCCUGUUUACGUUAACGUGAUAGUAACAGUAACAAAUUGCCACUAGGCCCUCAGUAGACCUAUGAUACGUCGACAAGAGAAUAAUAUAUUAUCGACCAAUGGCCGCCGAAAAUAUCACUGUCUCUUUCGUUGCGAUAGAACAAAAGAGCGAUCUAUAUUUUCGGUCUGCCUCUUUUUGUCUUUACGAGACAUUUCGUGAUGCGCAUCUCAGGCCUACUGGCAUUGAUAUAGAAUAUCUCUAUGCCGAGUGGUUAUCUAGCGAAACGACUUUAUUUUUGCUGUCAAACCAAUUUGAACAUUGCUAGUGUUGAUAUAUAGUCUAAUAUCACUAACACUCGUCGCCUCUCAUGCAUCAAUCGUGUUAAUUGAUUUUCGAUUUUAUUUCAACUCUAACAAGAUAAUAGUAUGAUAGUAAAUUUUGCCAUAGACAAAACAGAGAUCCCACAAAAAAUUCUGGUAAUUUUAUCCCUCUACCACAUCGAUCUUCUAUUCACAAUCAGCGACCAAAAAACGUCCCCACUCAAUGAAUGCCAAACACAACUUCUUGGCACUCAAUACAAGUAGUCGCAUUUGUAAAUUCAACCUUAAACUCAAUACUUAAGGUUGAAUUUGGGAUUUUAUUGAAUAAUGGACUAUAUUUAAAGGUCUUUAGGUAUAAUUUUCGUGCAUAGUUGUCAUGAGUUAUUUGAUAUUUUUUUCUCCAAUGUAAGGAAUGAAAUAGCUAUUGAUAAAUUUCAUCAUAAAGAUAUAUGGGCGUGGCAAUAAUGUGAGAAAAACAGCACAACAGUCCAGUAUGAAACACCCGCUAGAAAUUAGAUAGUCCUAAUUUAAUUGUAAUUAUAAUUGUAAGGUAAAGAAUGGUUCUUGUUUUAGGUGUAAGUGAAGAGCAAUGAUAUAAAAUAGUUUGUGUAAUAUUAAAUAAAAUAAGAGAUGAAAUUAAGAUGCAAACUAUUGGUUGUGAUUCUGACACAAUUUGUUAAGUUGUUCGUAGAUUUGUCACAGAGUAACGUCGGAACUUAACUUCAUGGUAAUUAAGGCCUUUUUUUAUUUUUUUGGACGUUUUUUUUUAUUUGUCGUUCUCGUUUGUACAUCGCUAACAAUAAUUGUACAGAGUACUUUUGGACUUAAUUUAAGGCAAUAAAUGUAUUUAUUUUAUAACUCGUGAUGUAAGAAUUUAUUCUUAAUUAUUAUAAAAAAAAUAUAUAAUAUGCUUGUAAA
Molecule: messenger RNA, 9208 nt
Organism: Bicyclus anynana (squinting bush brown)
Lineage: Eukaryota; Metazoa; Arthropoda; Insecta; Lepidoptera; Nymphalidae
Product: collagen alpha-1(I) chain
Exons: 20
Coding region: 765-4892 (1375 amino acids)
Source: RefSeq, a predicted model, not a curated record